Dibothriocephalus latus is the source of this 723-nucleotide messenger RNA. The record is from the annotation of a GenBank genome assembly. NCBI's taxonomy places the organism in Eukaryota, Metazoa, Platyhelminthes, Cestoda, Diphyllobothriidea, Diphyllobothriidae.
CCGUCACCUUCUAUGUUCGCACGAAAGGUUAAAGAGGAGGAGGAGGCCUCCGACGCCAAACGCCGCAAGACGGAUGAUUCGGAGAACCGGCCGACGUGCUCGAACGAUGGACCCGUGGCUGAGCUGACUACGCCCCGAUUCCAUCGCUGGAAAGCGGGCAUGUACACGCUACUGGCCGACGCAGAUUCCACGGUACUCGCACCGACGACCACCGCGAAAGCGGCGACGUCAGGAAAUUGGCGUCUUGAUACGUUCUACCACAUUUCCGGCUAUGGAAAGUGUCCACCGAAGAAGGGCCGGCCUGCUGGCUCCGCCGAUUCUACAACGGCUAACCAGUGGCCAGGCCAAAUAAUCUACAUAUCGCGGUCUGACAACGAGGAGAUUUUGCGAAUUGCACCGGAGGACAACGCCUUAGCCCUGGUCUAUUGCGACUCAGAUGCACAAAAGUUCACACGGUAUUUGAAUAAUCGGACAAAGCCAAUUUCUACGGAGGAAGGCGUUGAACAAGAGUUUGCCUACGAACUGUCUCUGAGCUAUUUUGAUCCGUCACCCAAUGAUGAGGACGAAGCAGAUGAAGAUGACGACUCGCAAUUACAGGAAAAUGAGUCCGAAUCGUACGAUGACUAUGACGAGGAGGAAUUGGAAGAGGUGGAGGAUGGUACCGGUGACGAGGAGGAGGAGCAAGGGACCAGCAACGGAAACCCGCCGACAACAUCUAGAUGA